Messenger RNA from Vicia villosa (hairy vetch), 1542 nucleotides. RefSeq names its product protein FAF-like, chloroplastic. The transcript has a single exon. The coding region runs from base 187 to 1008 and encodes 273 amino acids. Lineage: Eukaryota; Viridiplantae; Streptophyta; Magnoliopsida; Fabales; Fabaceae. The record is from RefSeq and is a predicted model, not a curated record.
CACUCAUUUAUAAGCCACAUGAAAAGAUACAAAAAAUCAGAUCCUCUUACAACAUAUAUAAUAACAUAUUCCUCUUGAUUAUUUUUCAAGUCAUCUAUUCGUAUUCCUCCUUACCAUUUUCUUCUCUCGCUCAUCUUUGAAAAACCUAUUUAUCAGCAGAAUACUAGCUCACUAGCAAGCAAAGCCAUGGCAACCUGUGAGAGGAGCCUGCAACACAUCUUUGAUAACCUAUUGCCAGAAAAUCCAACACUACUAGAAUCCCUUUCAUUGAACAAAAUUAAACAUGUAAAAUCCUUAGAGUCCUCUUCCUCCACUUGUACUGAGAUAUUUGGUGAACUCCAUUUCAAGGAAUCAUCACCAGCUUCACCAACAACAGAGACAAACAACACAAAGCUCAACGAGAACAAAGACUCUGAGUCUUCUGAUACUAGUCAAACUCCAUCUUCAGCUUCUUUUUCAAUUACUCAAAUAACAAGCCAUGCCAACAGCAGGGACAAAAGCAGUGGCAGCUUUUCAUGGUUGAGUUCUGAAAGCAUGCAUCUUUGCACGGAGGGUCUUGGUUUCGAGAGCUCGGAUGAUGUUGAGGACUCAAAGAGUGGGAUAAAUGAACAUUGGCAAAUUGAUCAAAACGAGAAACGUGUCGAACAUCGUUUAUCUUCAAGAAAUCAUUCUUAUGGAGAAUGUAGGAGGUCAAGGGUUAGUGGAUACCCUCCUCCCAUUUCAAUCAUGAGGAGAACAGGGAAGCCUGGGGUUUAUUUCAGGUCUUAUAGGGAUAAUGGAAGAUUUGUCCUCGAAGAGGUAAGGAUACCGACACAAGAGUUCCUUCGUGCUUAUAGAGAGGAUGGAAGGCUCAAGCUGCAGUUUGUUCAUCCUCCAGAGGACGAGUUUACGGAAGAGGAAGGGGAAGAAGAGGAUGAUACAGGAAGCAUAGAUGAUGAAAGAGAAGAUAUUGGAAAAGAAGAUGAUGAUUGUGUAACACAUCAUUCAAAUGAAAAAGAGAUUGCUUGAUGGUCAAGUUACUAAUUACUCAAUUAACAAAAGGCAGAAAAUUUGAAUAAUCAAGACAUUUUCUUCCCAAUGGAUGUAAAAAAAAUGUCUAAAUAUUUGAUAAACACCCUAUUAUAUAGGUUUGUUUAAUUUUACUCUUCUCUAAUUACAGGUUAUAGCUUUGUCUUGUUGAACACUUAUCCCUCGCAAACGAGUAUUGUUGAAGACACAUAAACCACGUGUAAUAUCGAUAUUUUACAUUAAAAGUGUGCCCGAUAUCCAACACUAUAUGUAGUUACUAGUUACAUUGAAGCACUUAUAUUUUCUUAAAUUAUUAUCGGUAUCUAUAUGUCUCUGAUGUCAAGACUUUAUUACAAUGUGAAACUGUGAUUCUAUUACAUUUCAUUUUAAAGAACAUGCCAUUGUCAAAAGUAAUUCUUUUAUGGAAGUUCACGGGAGACCUAUGACAAGGGACAGCUAGACAGGAAAGAAAACAUGAAUACCCUUUUAUUAGUCCUAUGCAAACAGUUCUAACUUCUACCAAUCAAGUUGUAA